Lolium rigidum is the source of this 1890-nucleotide messenger RNA. RefSeq names its product endoglucanase 2-like. Lineage: Eukaryota; Viridiplantae; Streptophyta; Magnoliopsida; Poales; Poaceae. The transcript has 6 exons. Gene Ontology annotation, biological process: carbohydrate metabolic process. The coding region runs from base 1 to 1890 and encodes 629 amino acids. The record is from RefSeq and is a predicted model, not a curated record. Gene Ontology annotation, molecular function: hydrolase activity, hydrolyzing O-glycosyl compounds; carbohydrate binding.
AUGGGUCUCCUCGCCAUUUUGGUGCUUGUUGCCAUGGCACAGGUUUCCUACUGUGGCGGCAGCGCCAUCGACUACAGCAAGGCGCUGAGCAAGAGCAUCCUCUUCCUUGAGGCGCAGCGGUCCGGUGUCCUCCCCGGCAACCAGAGAAUUUCAUGGAGGGCCAACUCCGGCCUCCUCGACGGGAAGGCCAACGGGGUGGAUCUUACGGGUGGCUACUACGAUGCCGGCGACAACGUCAAGUUCGGGCUGCCGAUGGCGUUCACGGUGACCAUGAUGUCGUGGAGCGUCCUGGAGUACGGCGAGCAGAUGGGGGCGGCCGGCGAGCUCGGCCACGCCAUGGAGGCCAUCAAGUGGGGCACCGACUACUUCGUCAAGGCGCACCCGGAGCCCAACGUGCUCUACGGAGAGGUUGGGGACGGCGAAACGGACCACAACUGCUGGCAGCGGCCGGAGGACAUGACGACGAGCCGUCAGGCGUACCGCCUCGAUACCCAUCACCCAGGGUCCGACCUCGCCGGAGAGACCGCGGCCGCAAUGGCGGCGGCGUCGCUCGUGUUCCGCCGCUCCAACCCCGGCUACGCGAGCCAGCUCCUGCAGCACUCCAAGCAGCUGUUUGAUUUCGCCGACAAGUACCGGGGAAGGUACGACGCCAGCAUCCCCGUCGCCAAGAAUUACUACGGGUCGGUCAGCGGAUACGGGGACGAGCUUCUUUGGGCGGCGACGUGGCUGUUCCACGCGACGGGCGAGGGGCAGUACCUUGACUACCUGGCCAACCACGCCGACGCGCUGGGCGGCACGGGCUGGUCCACCAGCGAGUUCGGGUGGGACAUCAAGUACCCCGGCGUGCAGGUCCUGGCUGCCAAGAUCCUGCUGCAGGGCAAAGCCGGCGCGCACGCCGCCGUGCUGCGGCGGUACAGGCAGAGGGCGGACUUCUUCGCGUGCUCCUGCCUCCGCAAGCAGGGGGGCUCCGGCGACGUCCAGCGCACGCCCGGCGGCCUGAUGUACCACCAGAAGUGGAACAACCUUCAGUUCGUCACGAGCGCGUCGUUCCUGCUCGCGGCCUACUCCGACAGCCUCGCCGCCGCCGGCCAUGGAGCCGCCGCGCAGGUGCAGUGCUCGUCCGGGUCGGCGGCGCCCUCGGAGCUCAUGUCGUUCGCCAAGUCCCAGGUGGACUACAUCCUGGGCAGCAACCCGAAUGGGACGAGCUACAUGGUCGGGUACAGCAACGUUUACCCGCGGGAGGCGCACCACCGCGGCGCGUCCAUCGUGUCCGUCAAGUCCAACCCGGCCUUCGUGAGCUGCCACGACGGGUACUCGAGCUGGUACGGCCGCAAGGGCAGCAACCCGAACCUGCUGGACGGCGCCAUCGUCGGCGGGCCCGACGAGCAGGACAAAUUCUUGGACGAGAGAAACAACUACGAGCAGACCGAGGCGACCACCUACAACAGUGCGCCGUUCAUGGGCGUGCUCGCUCGGCUCGCCGCCGGACACGGCGGCGGCGGCCUGUUUGGGCGGUCACUUUCAUAUGGUACUGACAACAAGACCUCACUUCUGCAGAGUAUUGCAGCAGCGGUCGAUGAAGAAGAUAAGCACGCGUCGCCGAUCGCGAUCAAGCAGAAGGCGACGAGGUCAUGGACGGAGAAGGGCCGGACGUACCGCCGGUACGUGGCGACGGUGACCAACAGGUCCCCGAACAAGACGGCGCACGAGCUGCACAUCGGCAUCGCCAAGCUCUACGGCCCGGUGUGGGGGCUCGACAAGGCGCGCUACGGGUACGUGCUGCCAGGCGCCGCCGCGGCGUCGGUGCCCGCCGGCGGGAGCGUGGUGUUCGUGUACGUCCACGCGGCGCCGCCGGCGAACGUCUGGGUCACCGGCUACAAGCUCGUCUGA